GCCUUGACUCACACAUACACCGCCGUCGUCUGCACGCCAGGGGAAGGGGAGGCAUUUCACGUCUCUGGACUAUACAUAAGAUUAAAUUUCCACUGAGAAGUAUGAAUGUUUAAAAGCGCACUGACUUCGGCGAUGCUGGAGAGGAGGCCUGGUCAAUAAAGAAUUUCUGACAGCGGCAACUGCAACAAUUCGACUCAUCACUUGAUCAGUGGAAUGCAGACUUACCCAUUUGGAAGGUGCUGUGGUUUUCUGGGGAAAAGUAAAUCAUGUAUUUGACCUACUACUCAUAAAACGGAAAAUACAACCACAGCAGUAAUCCUACUUUCACCAGAGGGUGAGAUGCAUAAAUCGGUCUUUUAACAUGUGGAGUAAACUAGAUUUUUAGGGCAGUUUUAGAUUUCAAAGCACCAAGUACUUUGUGAGGUUUUUUCAGGCUUUCAGAAGUUUUCCCUCAAUGGAGAUACUCAGAGGAGUAUCAAGAUGAAGAAUCAAGUGAAAAUAAACUCUUAAAUACUAGGGGGCUUUAGAAAACUGGGACCUUACUAUUUCAGCAGUGCUAUUUUGGAAAAGGAAAGAUAAAUUAAUACGCUAGACUGGGAAUAAAUCUCUCCUCUGCAGUGGAUUAAUAGAAACGGAACAUUAGAAAAGAAGGGAUUAGCAACACGGUUGGAAGAUGAUGAUGGAGAACUGGAGAUGCAGUGUGAGGUUUCCGCAGGCCUCCGUGUUGCUCGGACUGAUGGUGGCCGCUGCUGUGACCACAGCCCUGGAGUUUGACGGCCUGCCGGGCCAGUGGGUCCGCUACGGACCCUGGGAAGCGGGUACAACAGGAGAACUGAGCUUCACCUUGAAGACCAACAUCAGCAAAGCCGUGGUGCUGUACUUGGACGAUGGUGGCAACUGCGAUUUCCUGGAGCUUCUCAUUAACAACGGUCGUCUGCAAUUGCGUUUCGCAAUCCACUGCGGUGAGCCGGCCUCGUUGCACAUGGAGACACACAUUGAUGACGAGCGCUGGCAUCGCGUGCUGCUCACACGGAAUUAUCGUGAGACCAUGCUAGUGAUGGACGGAGAGGCCAAAGUGACGGAGGUGAAAUCCAAGCGUAGAGAGAUGAUGGUGGCCAGUGAUUUGUAUGUGGGCGGGAUUCCACCAGAUGUCCGUCUAUCAGCCCUCACAUCCAGCACUGUCAAAUACGAGCCACCUUUCCGUGGCCUCAUUGCCAACCUGAAGUUAGGAGAGACUCCUCCUGUCCUCCUGGACAGCCAGGGGGUGAAAAAUGAUCUGGAAUACCUGUGUACAAAACAAAACCCAUGCAGCAAUGGAGGACGCUGCUCAAUUCGUGAAAGUGAGGUGCUGUGUGACUGCACCAAUACUGGCUACAUAGGGAAAUACUGCACAGAAGCUCUCCAGCAAGAUUUAGGAGGUCUGGCGCACCUGACGUUAAAGAGCCAAGCCCCAGGAGCAGCUCCUCUGAUGGCCAAUCCUGCAGCAGGUAAUCCAGAAUCGGGCCAAGUGGAUUCAGUGGCCACGUUCAAGGGUAACGAGUUCUUCAGCUACGACCUGUCCCAGAAGCCCAUCCAGAGCAGCACAGACGAGAUCACCCUGUCUUUCCGAACGCUGCAGCGAAACGGCCUCCUUCUCCACACCGGCAAGUCUGCCGACUAUGUCAACUUGUCUCUGAAGAGUGGAGCCGUGUGCCUGGUCAUCAACCUGGGCUCAGGCGCUUUCGAGGCUCUGGUGGAACCAUCUGACGGCAAGUUCAACGACAAUGCCUGGCACGUGGUACGCGUGUCCCGCAACCUGCGUCAGCGCGCAGGGGUUGGACUCCCUACGGUAAACAAACUGCAUUAUAUGGUAACAAUAUCAGUGGAUGGGCUGUUGACUACCACAGGCUACACUCAGGAGGACUACACAAUGCUGGGCUCUGAUGAUUUCUUCUACGUGGGUGGCAGUCCAAACACUGCAGAUCUGCCCGGCUCCCCAGUGAGCAACAACUUCAUGGGCUGCCUUAAGGAUGUGGUGUACACCAAUAAUGAGUUCAGACUGGAGCUCUCCCGUCUGGCUGAAUUGCGUAAUCCCAAGAUCACUCUCCACGGUGACCUGACCUUCCGCUGCGAAGAUGUCACUGCUUUAGACCCCAUCAGUUUCGACACUCCAGCUGCUUACGUAACCCUGCCGCGCUGGAACGGCAAGAAAACUGGCUCUGUGUCCUUCGACUUUCGUACCACUGAGGCCAACGGACUCCUGCUGUUCAGCCAUGGGUAUCAGCAGGCGUUGAAAGACCGCAGACCGAGGGUGGACUUCUUCGCGAUGGAGCUGCUGGAUGGAUUCCUCUACAUGCUCAUGGACAUGGGCUCUGGUAGCAUCAAGAUGAAGGUUGGGAACAAGAAGGUCAAUGAUGGAGAAUGGUGCCACGUGGACUUCCAGAGAGAGGGAAGAACAGGCUCCAUCUCUGUUAAUAGCCGUAGCAUGCCUUUCUCCACCAACGAGGGCAGUGAAGUCCUUGAUCUGGAUGGAGAAAUGUACUUGGGGGGUUUGCCCGAGGACAGCGGUGGUCUUCUUCUCCCCCCAGAAGUGUGGACCGCUCCCCUCAGACUGGGCUUUGUGGGUUGUGUGCGUGACCUCUUCGUAGACGGCCGCAGCAAGGACCUGCGGCAGUUGGCGGAGCUUCAGAGCGCUCCAGGUGUUAGCAGCUUCUGCACGAGGGAGACCCACCGAAGGUGCAGCUCCGAGUCCUGCGCCCACGGUGGCCGAUGUCGUGAGGGCUGGAACCGGCAUGUCUGUGAUUGCACUGGAACUGGAUAUCUGGGCCCCAACUGUGAGAUGGAGUCUGCAGUGCUGAGUUAUGAUGGCAGCAUGUUUCUAAAGGUCCUGAUGCCUCACGCUGUGAACACUGAGGCUGAGGACGUGUCUCUGCGCUUCAUGUCUCAGAGGGCUUAUGGUCUGCUCAUGGCCACCACCUCCAAAGAGUCCGCCGACACCCUGCGCCUGGAGCUGGACGGGGGAAGAGUCAAACUGACCGUCAACCUAGACUGUAUCGGGAUAGACUGUAACCUUAGUAAAGGACCGGAGACUCUUUUUGCAGGGCAAAAGCUGAAUGACAAUGAGUGGCACUCUGUGAAGGUGGUACGCCGUGGGAAGAGCCUGCAGCUCUCUGUCGACAAUGUUACUGUUGAGGGUCAAAUGAACGGAGCACACACUCAGCUGGAGCUCCACCACAUAGAGACAGGCAUCAUGACCGAGCGCCGCUUUAUCUCCGUCAUGCCUUCCAACUUCAUCGGCCACCUGCAGGGUCUCUCUUUCAACGGGAUGCCCUACCUGGACCAGUGCAAGAAUGGCGAUAUCUCCUACUGCGAGCUUAACGCCCGUUUCGGCAUGCGCCGCAUUGUGGCCGAUCCGGUCAGUUUCCGGGACCGAGCCAGUUAUGUGGCGCUGUCCACCCUGCAGGCUUAUGCCUCCAUGCACCUCUUUUUUCAGUUCAAGACCACAGGCCCAGACGGUCUGAUGCUGUUUAACUCUGGAGACGGCAGUGACUUCAUCGUGAUUGAGCUGGUGAAGGGGUUCAUCCAUUAUGUGUUUGACUUGGGCAAUGGGCCGUCUCUCAUGAAGGGCAACUCUGACAAGCCGCUCAAUGACAACCAGUGGCAUAAUGUGAUGGUGUCCCGCGACGACAGCAACGUGCACACGCUCAAGAUUGACUCCCGCACCGUCACACAGCACUCCAAUGGAGCCCGAAACCUUGACCUCAAAGGAGAGCUGUACGUUGGAGGUGUGGGGAAGAGCAUGUACAACAGUCUCCCCAAGCUCAUAGCAUCUCGGGAUGGCUACCAGGGUUGCCUGGCCUCGCUUGAUCUAAACGGCAGACUUCCCGACCUUAUCGCAGAUGCACUGCACCGGGUGGGCCAGGUAGAGCGAGGCUGUGAAGCCAGUCCUGGUACAACCUGCACAGAGGACUCUUGCUCCAAUCAGGGGGUGUGUCUGCAGCAGUGGGAGGGGUUUACCUGUGACUGCACCAUGACGACAUAUGGAGGUCUCCUCUGCAGUGACCCUGGGACCACAUAUAUUUUUGGCAGAGGAGGAGCGCUCAUCACAUACACCUGGGCCCACAAUGAUCGGCCAAGCACCAGGGCAGACCGGUUGGCCGUGGGCUUCAGCACACAGCAGAGUGAUGCCAUCCUGGUGCAAGUAGAGAGCAGCCAGGGCCUUGGAGACUACCUGCAGUUGCACAUUGAACAAGGGAAGGUCAGUGUGAUCUUCAACGUGGGCACAGAUGACAUCACCAUAGAUGAGCCUGCAGUCACCGUGAACAACGGCAAGUACCACGUGGUUCGCUUUACGCGUAGCGGAGGCAAUGCCACCCUCCAGGUGGACAACCAGCCCGUCAUUGAACGCUUCCCAUCAGGGAACAUUGAUAAUGAACGGCUUGCAAUAGCCAGGCAAAGAAUUCCAUACAGACUCGGUCGGGUAGUUGACGAGUGGCUACUCGACAAAGGUCGGCAGUUGACCAUCUUUAAUAGCCAGGCAGCCAUAAAGGUGGGUGGUCAGGAUAAGGGGCGGCCGUUCCAGGGCCAGAUCUCAGGCCUGUACUACAACGGGCUGCAAGUGCUUAAACUGGCAGCGGAGGGGGAUCCUAACAUACAGGUAGCAGGGAACUUGCGUUUGGUGGGGGACGCUCCCUCCGUCCUGUCCAGCGAGGCAACUUCAGCCACCCCUCCAGCUGCGGCAGACAUGUCCACCACCAUCAUGGAGACCACCACCACCAUGGCCACCACCACCACCCGUAGACAGCGCUCUCCCAGCCUGAAGGACAGUAUUACACAGAACUCAGAUGACCUGCUGGUGGCUUCGGCAGAGUGUCCCAGUGAUGAUGAGGAUCUGGAAGAAUGUGAGCCCGGCACUGGAGGUGAACUAGUGUUGCCCAUCAUAACCGUGGACACCCAAGACCCCCUUUCCAUGGCCACCCGUUACCCUGCCAUCCCCGCCCCUCCCACCUCCCUGACCCCUCUCCAGACCACCAAAGAAUCCCUCAUACUGUCCGACCCCCGCCCACCCUGCCCUCUGGACCAGGAGGACUGUGGCGACCCCAUGGAGGUGUCGGCCUUCGGCUCCGGAGAAAUGACGGAGUCUGAUGAUGAGGACUUUUAUAAAAAUUCCCCAAUGGUCACUGACAGGACAGUCCUGCCUCCACCACCUGCCAUUGGCAAUAGCGGGGGCCAAGGUCCGGGUGAUCACCGUUCACCGGUCCCCUCACCCACCACCCACCCUAAUCAGCUGCACAUCCCGGCAGGCAAAAUGAACACCCGUGACCAGGUGCUCCUGCCCCCUGCCCCAUCCUCGCGUCACACUCCAGGGCUAACCUACCCGCCUGAUUUCUCCCAUGUGCCCACAGCUCAUCCCACCGAUCUAAUGGAGAAAGGCCGCCCCGGCGCCGUGGAAGUGAUCCGGGAGUCCAGCAGCACCACAGGCAUGGUGGUCGGCAUUGUGGCAGCGGCCGCGCUGUGCAUCCUCAUCCUCCUUUACGCCAUGUAUAAAUACCGCAACCGAGACGAAGGCUCUUAUCAGGUAGACCAGAGCGGCAACUCUGGCUCUGAAAGCAAUGGUGCCGUAGUCAAGGAGAAGAUGCCGAGCACGACCGCAGCUGUCGCCAAGACGAACGCCAAGGGCAAGAAGAAUAAAGACAAAGAGUAUUAUGUCUGAGGAUUGUGUGUGUGUGUGUGUGUGUGUGUGUGUGUGUGUGUGUGUGUGUGUGUGUGUGUGUGUGUGUGUGUGUGUGUGUGUGUGUGAGAGAGAGAGAGAGAGGGGAAAGAGGUUAACAGAUAGGAAGUGGGCUGGGUGAGGAUUUUCAGAACUUCAAAUCACCUCCUCUGCAUCCUCAAACAUUUAAGCCACAAAAUCUUCUGUUUAUUUCUCCUACAAAAGUUUUUUUUUCCUCUUCUGGCACAGAAAGAUAAAGAUGGAGGCAAUGUUGAGGAAUGAACACAGAUGGAUGGAUGAAUCCUGCCUUCUUUACUCUCUUACAAAGCCGUUGUUGUAUGUCAUUUGAUCACUUUCAUGUCUCAAGAAAGUCUUCUCUUACAUUUCAGAUGAUGUAAUGCUCUCUACAUUCUUUGUGAUUAAAAAUGUAUGUUUCGCAGUGGUCUGAGCAUCCUCUGGAAGGUAACAAAACACCAUGGACAGGGAGAGAUACCUGUCUUCGACAUGCAGUGUUUUACAAAUGUCUCCAAAUACAUGGUCUUGGUGCCAUUACUGGUUAUUUAUUUAUUAUUAACUUCAAAGAACUAUAAAAUUGAGAUAACAACAUUUUCCCUGGCCCUCACAGUAAUAAAUUAUGUAGAACAGUAAGUGAUUGUGUUAGUUAUUUGCAUGAGACAAGCAGAUGCUGCUAUCAGUUCUUUAGGAUAGUCUGUGUUAAAUCUGACACCUUUUAGUGAGAAAUAAAAUCAUUAGUUUGGAAACAUGGCAGACAAGAUUGCAUCUUCUGCUCUGUAGUCCUGUAGAGCUGGAAUACCUGAGUAGUUUGGAUUCAUUUCUGGCUGGAUAUCUUUUGUCAGGGGUAGAAAUUAAGAUUAAUCAGUCCUUGUCAUGAAACACAUGAAUCGAAUUCUUUCUUUGUUUGUCUGCCAUAGUUGAAUAAAAACGUUCUUGCUUAGAAAUGCAUAUCAGCAGUUAGACAGCAAAGCCUGCUUUGACACCUCCACCAGCAGGUAUGAGAGAGCUCAGAUGGCUGUUAGAAUGGUAAGUGCCCUUCUAAUGACCAUGAAAGGCAUUCAAGAGGAGUCUCUCGCUCUCUCUCUCUCUCUCUCUCUCUCUCUCUCCAUGGUACUGAAACAUAGUGAUCUGUUUGCCAACUAAUUGUGUUCCAUGCAUGAUGUAUUCACAUUCAGCUUUCAAUGAGAGUUUUUAUAUGAUAUGAAAUGCAAAUCGGAAAGUUGACAACUCUAAACUUAAUUGGAGUAAUUCAGAGCACACAUUUGCCAUAAGAGAGCAAGACAUGGACAAAAGGAAAACCCUUGGAAAGCUAGACUACCCUGAACUGAACAUCAGCUCGGUUGUAUCUAUGUAAAUACAGGACAUUACUGAAAACACAUCAGGAUGCUGGUUUGUGAUUAUCGUGCUGGCAGUAUGUAUGCGUGUGUUUGCGCGCGCGCGUGUGUGGGGGGGGGCGCACACGCGUGCGCAUGCUUGUGUGUGAGUGUUUGUCCCUGUUUGUCCUCUGGCAUGAGAAAGGUAUACGCAAGACUACCAGAACUCUUUCUCGUGCCCCUUAUAUUCUCUAUGGUAUGAAAUUACAGCCCAAAACCCAUCUGAAUGAGACUACUGACAGUGAAACAAACAGGAUAAGGCAAUGUGAAGAGGAAAUCAUAUUUUGAGAACUGUGUGGCAUUUCUACCAGGAGAAAAUAGAACUUGUGUAACUGCAUUGUGAUGCCAAUUCAACACCUUCCAAACCUUAAAGGAAAAGAAAACAUUAAGGAGCGAACUGACAGAACUUUUAAGGAUAAAGCAGCACAACUUGUGUCCAGACUUUUGUAUCAAUAAAGGACACCUCCUUGAAAGGAGAAUUUAAAAAAAAGAAAAGAAAGAAAAACACAGUAUACUAUCUAGAUAUUUCUCACAUUUGAAAAUAUGAGUUUCCUGAAUUGACAUUCCUUGUUAUUACAAAGAGGUCUUUGUUUAGUCCUUUCUCUGCAAAUGAAAAAAAAAAAAUAUUCACUACAGAUAUUACUUCAGUUACAUGAAGUGAUUUACAAAUGUGAAGUUCUGAAUUAAAAAAAAAAAAAUGUCUUUGGAAUUUUCUUGAAUUUGGUAAAAUACUAAGCAUUACAUCUAGCCACACCUCCAUUUUGCAUUGAGUUAUUUUUUGUUACAUCAUCAACAGGGCUUUUCUGUUUGUGAUGUUUUGUUUUGUUUUGUUUGUUCUUUUUCAAAUAUAAUUGUCAUUUACAUAUGCUGGUCAAAGUAUAUUCCCGUUCUUAAUGUAAUUGUAAAGUGUUACUGUGAGAUGAAAUCUAAAUAUGUGUACAUUGACAGA
Molecule: messenger RNA, 8026 nt
Organism: Xyrauchen texanus (razorback sucker)
Lineage: Eukaryota; Metazoa; Chordata; Actinopteri; Cypriniformes; Catostomidae
Product: neurexin-1-like
Exons: 24
Coding region: 674-5692 (1672 amino acids)
Source: RefSeq, a predicted model, not a curated record